UAAGAUGGUCUCGGGGAGGAGAUUGAACGCUGGACGGUCAAAGCCAAGGGCAUCUGACGGCUGUCCGGGCGGCCGGUCGGUGAAUCGGAUCGCCCUGGCGGACGCGUAGCGUGUCCCAUUCAAUAUCGCGGUUCGCUAAUUCCCCUGUUUUUCUCGAGCCAACAGGCAGUAAACAAAUUCGAGUGGGCGACGAGGAUUUAGUAGUCGCCCGCUCGCGUUUCUUGGAAUCGGCUCCGGAGGAAUUCGAAGCGGGCCUUCCGAAUCUCAAUCCAAUCGCCCUUUCGUCUGCUUCCCCCGGAGCUGCCAUCACCCCGUUGAUCGUUUUGAGCUCCCCGAUUCGCCCAAUUCGGUUCGAAUUCGGGCCGAAUUGGUGCUUACAAGGGUCGAAUCGGGUUUUUUUAUUAGCUCGUUGAGUUGUUUGGGCGGAAGUUCUUCGAUCGGAAAUUGAGCCUUCCACGCAUGGUACAGAUCUUAAUACUUGAUUCUACCAGGGAAAUGCAAUAGCAAAGGCGAAUAUAAAUAAUGGAGCAUGAUGGAGGGAAAGGAAAAGAGGGGUAGAAGAUUUCGUAAAGUGUUUCGCGGGAUGGCGAUGCAAUGCCUGUGCACCGGGGAGCAGAUGAAUGAGGUGGUCCGGUCAAAUGGUGAAGUCGAGUUGCAAGGCAACAAUGAAGAUAUUGAGGAAGCUCAGUUGUCCCUUCAGGAGGGCGGUUCCCUUAACUAUGAGGAAGCAAGGGCAUUGCUAGGCCUAGGAAGAGUAGAAUACCAACAGGGGCAUUUUCAGGAAGCACUUCGUAUGCUGGAUGGGAUAAAUAUUCCUGCAUUACUUCCUAAGGUGAAAUUAUUUAUCAGUAGACUAGAAAGGGCUGAUCCAUACUCCACUUAUCCAUCAAUGCCCUUGCUUAAUCUAACAAUGGAGACUGCAUAUCUCAAAACUGUAGCACUCCGCGAUCUUGGGAAGUUCAAAGAAGCUGCGCAGGAGUGUAGUACAAUACUGGACGUUGUAGAAUCGGUACUGCCUAAGGGUUUACCGGCCAACUUUGGAGAUAGUAACCUGAAUGCAACAAUAUGCAGUGCCGUCGAGUUGCUUCCUGGGCUAUGGAAAUUAGGGGAUUUUUAUCCUGAAGCUCUCUCUUCAUAUAGGAGGGCUCUUCUUUGUAACUGGAACCUCGAUGCAAGGACCAUUGGUAGAAUACAGAAGGAGCAUGCUAUUUUCCUCCUAUACAGUGGCUGUGAGGCCUGCACUCCAACUCUUCGAUCCCAGCUGGACGGUUCAUUUGUACCUCGGAACAAUUUAGAAGAAGCUAUUCUUCUUUUGAUGAUUUUAUUGCUGAAAUUCAACCUUAAGAGGCUUGAGAGGGAUCCAACUGUGAUGCAUCACUUGACAUUUGCAUUGUCCAUGUCAGGGCGGUUAAAACCUCUAGCUUCUCAGUUUGAAAAACUAUUACCUGGUGUGUUACACGGAACAGAGUGGUUGUACAAUGUUGCAUUGUGCUAUCUAGCAGAAGAAGAUGAUCUAUCCGCCCUUAAUCUGCUCAAAAGGAUUUUAAAGUUUGGAGAGGAUUCCAAUUGUCUCAGAGAACUUCUUCUAGCUUCAAAAAUUUGUAGUGAGAACAGUGCAUAUGCUGAAGAAGGUGUCUCAUAUGCACGCAGAGCCCUCGCUAAUCUAGAUGGAGGUUGUGAGCAAUUGGAGGUAGUCGCAGACCUUUUCCUUGGCAUUUCCCUAUCCUCUCAAGCUAGAUAUGCUUCGAAUGACACACAGAGAGCUUCUUGGCAGCGCGAAGCACUGCAGGUGUUUGGUGUUGCUAGAAAGAAGAUGCAAUGCAGAGAUUUCAGGGUACUGUACAAUCUCAGCCUAGAAAAUGCUGAGCAGAGGAAAUUGGAUGCAGCAGCUCUUUAUGCGAAGAAGCUACUGAAAUUGGAGGCUGGAUCAGAAUUGAAGAGUUGGCUUCUUAUAGCUCGGAUAAUGAGUGCUAAAAAACAGUUUGACGACGCUGAAUCCAUUGUGAAUGCGGCCCUUGAUCAGACUGGGAAGUGGUGUCAAGGUGAGCUGUUGCAAACCAAAGCCAAAAUACUGGCCUCAAAGGGGCAAGUUAAGAAGGCAGUUGAGACUUAUACCAAGCUUCUUGCUGUCAUCCAACUUAGGACGAAAAGUUCCGGGGCUGGGAUUUUCAUGUUGCAGGGCACGGAGGAUGAUAGAACUAUGGAAACAGAGACAUGGUAUGAUCUGGCCCUUUUGUACCUAAGCUUGUCAGAAUGGAGGGAUGUAGAGCUUUGUGUAUCGAAAAUAAAAGCUAUCAAUCCAUAUUCUCCCUUGGCCUAUCAUGCCACAGGAAAGCUACACGAAGCAAAAGGUUUCCUGACGGAAGCUCUUGGAGCAUACUCCAGAGCACUAGACAUCGAAUCCAAGCAUGUACCGAGUAUGAUAUCAGCUGCUGUUGUUCUUGGACAGCGUGGAGGCAGGUCCUUGCCUGCUGCAAGGUGCUUCUUGGCUGACGCGUUGAGACUGGAGAGAACAAGCCACGUUGCGUGGUUUAACCUCGGCUUGACCUACAAAGAUGAAGAGGGCAGGUCAGCAGCACUUGAAGCUGCUGAAUGUUUUCAGGCUGCUGCUCUUCUCGAAGAAACUGCCCCAGCUGAAUCUUUCAGAUGACAACCGUAUUAUUUGAGGAAAUAAUAAAACUGCGAGCAUGUAGAUCACACAUUUAGGAUGAUUAGUGGAUUGUGCAAAAGACGUAUAGUAUACACGGUACAUAAAAUAGUAAAAGUACAAACACAUUAUACAGCCAUUUUGGAAUUAUAGCAUGACACACUUCCCUGUCAGUUCUUGUAUAACAGCCAACUUGUUGCUUUUGUGAUUUUUAUAUGGCGUGGUGGUGUUUUAAAAAGGUUCACUGUAAUUUGGAAAGAGCUUGCACAAAUGAAAUCUUUGUCUUGUUCA
Messenger RNA from Brachypodium distachyon (stiff brome), 2938 nucleotides. Its product is annotated as protein NPGR2. Gene Ontology annotation, molecular function: protein binding. The transcript has 6 exons. Lineage: Eukaryota; Viridiplantae; Streptophyta; Magnoliopsida; Poales; Poaceae. The record is from RefSeq and is a predicted model, not a curated record. The coding region runs from base 530 to 2650 and encodes 706 amino acids.